Molecule: messenger RNA, 1065 nt
Organism: Prunus armeniaca (apricot)
Lineage: Eukaryota; Viridiplantae; Streptophyta; Magnoliopsida; Rosales; Rosaceae
Source: the annotation of a GenBank genome assembly
AUGGAUGAGGUUGAAGAAGCUAACAAAGCAGCUGUUGAGAGCUGCCACGGAGUUCUCAGCCAUUUGUGUCAACCUAAGGGCCAGGUUCAUUGUAAAAAUUUACUGGCGGAAACUGAGGAGGCUGUGUUCAAGUUCAAGAGAGUUGUGUCUCUUCUGGGCGGUGGCUUAGGCCAUGGAAGAGUGAGAAAGUUGAAGAAGUUCAAGCCGCCACCUUUGCCUCAAAACAUCUUCCUAGAUGGCCCUAAUUACAGAUUAGAUAUUUCAACAAAACCCCUCCAAUUACUCCCACCUACUUCUCUUGAAAACCGACGCGCAGAAAAGGAUUCCAAGUAUGGAAGUUCUCUGCAGCACACACACAGCCAGAAAGUGUUUCUUGGAAACCCAGUAGUGGAUUUGGACAUGAAAAUCAAGCUCCCUCUCCAAAUUCCCAAAACAAAACCAUUGCAACAGUAUCAUUUCCUCGAACAGAAGCAUGACCAUCAGCAAGAGAUACAAAGAUUGCAGCUUCAGCCCCAACAGUUGAAAUAUCAGGCUGAUACAAUGUACUCUGGGAGAAACCGUGGCAUCAACCUUGCAUUUGAUAGGUCCACUACCCGCACUCCCUCCAUGUCGUCAGCCAGAUCAUUUGUAUCAUGUUUGAGCAUGGAUGGUGCUGUGGCUAACACUCACUGCGAUUCGUUCCAACUAAUCCGCGGUGUGCCUCAGCCGCCUGAUCGGAUCUCACAACAACAAAGGAGGUGCAAUGGUGCCGGGGAAAACGGAACUGUAAAAUGCGGCAGUAGUGGUAAAUGCCAGUAUCCAAAGAAGAGGAAAGUGAGGGUGAAAAGAUCGUUUAAGGUUCCUGCCAUUAGUAACAAGAUUGCAGACAUUCCAGCUGAUGAAUAUUCAUGGAGGAAAUAUGGGCAGAAGCCAAUUAAGGGUUCCCCCUAUCCUAGGGGAUACUAUAAGUGCAGCAGCAUGAGAGGGUGUCCAGCGAGGAAACAUGUUGAGAGAAGCCUUGAAGACCCCGCUAUGCUCGUCGUCACCUAUGAAGGCGAGCAUAAGCAUUCGCCAUCUGACCAGUGA